Molecule: messenger RNA, 6175 nt
Organism: Nomascus leucogenys (northern white-cheeked gibbon)
Lineage: Eukaryota; Metazoa; Chordata; Mammalia; Primates; Hylobatidae
Gene: USP12
Product: ubiquitin specific peptidase 12
Biological process (GO): protein deubiquitination
Cellular component (GO): nucleus; cytosol
Molecular function (GO): cysteine-type deubiquitinase activity; cysteine-type endopeptidase activity
Source: RefSeq, a predicted model, not a curated record
GCUGGAAUUACAGGUGUGAGCCACCAUACCCAGCCUAGAAAUUCAUUUUAGCAAAGUCUUGUUCUUACAUAAACUUAUAUGUAAAGCCAGUGGCUUUUGUUCCCGUGACAUGUUCGGAUUAAUGGACAAGAAGGCAUAUGGGUGGUUAGCGGGAUGGAGGCAGGUCUAAAAUUCUGGCACAUGAUAUCUGUUUGCUGGAAUAGAACAGCAAGUGGGAAGGACAGGAUGACUACAGCUAUUUAUCAGGACGGGCACACAGAUGGGCAUGGUGACAUUUGGACAAGGCCCAGGUAGGCCCUAGAAGUCUAAGAUGUAGAAACCCUUGUCCAAACAGGGGGUAGGUAAGAGCAAGAAAUAAUUCUGGUGGGUGAUGCUUGCAAGUCUAGAGAGGGAAGCCCCUGGCUGGGGUAUCAGGGCUCUUGGCUUCCAUGGAGGCAGGCGCUUGGAGAACCAGGCCGGCUACCAUGGGACUUUGCUAUAUUCAAUCUGCAUUCCCCCCCCAAGCAAGCUUAUAAUGGAAUCACUAUGGAAACAGUAUUCAUGUACCAGAAGUCUAUUUUUCACUUAAAUUUUGUUUGAAUGCUUUGUUUUGUUUUUGAGUGCUUUGAACCCGUGAGGUGAGGCACUUCUCUGAUUUUACAGCUCUGCCUGAAUUCAGAUCCUCAACCCCACUGAAUUGGAGGAACCCAGAAAAGUACACCAGCACGAGUUCACCAAUCAGAAAAUAUCACAAGCUUUCUAACAUAAUAAUUUAUGAAGUUAUUCUACUCACUUGAACUACUUUCUCAAAUAGGAAAAAAUAAAGCUGAGCUGCCAGGCAUGAAGAACAGGGUCCAAAUAUGAAUUUUAUAAAAGGAGAAAACAGGAACUACCCAUGCCAGUAGCCAGCACUGCCUAAGGAUUUCUCACAGGGCAUUUUUUUUGCUUGUGGGCUUCCUGUCUCUGGUAAUAUCAUCACUGCUGGCUUGAGAGCCUCUCUAUUUUGCAGCUCAAUAUGCAGAUAUUUAGAAGCCUAUUAUAAAUUUAUCGCCAACAGGCCAGCAGGAUUCGCUCCUCUCCUUCCCCCAUUACUUAUCUUUCUUCUUAAUUCAAAGAGUUAAACGUGUAAUUUGUUAUUUGCCUCUUCAUUUUUGUUUAAUUAUUUUGCCUUUUUCUAAGUUGUGUUUGACUCCGGUGAUUCAUCCAAUAUACGUAAAAAGAAACAAACCAAGUGCUUGGGACGCAUACCCGGGUUAUCUUAACUGUGCAGAGCAGGUUUCCUCCCACUCCGCCCGUAGUCACCCAGAUUAUGACCUCCGUUUUCUGUUUGGGCAGCGGGGGCUCGCCGUCCCCUCGCCCGCGGUGGGUGUCGCAGCGGGUCCCCUCCAGGGUUCUCCCGGAUAGCCGCCGCCACCCCACCGCGCCCCUUCCUACGCGGGGUCUGUGGGCGCCCGGCUCUAGGACCGCAGGGACGCGGGCAGGAGGCGGUGCCCGCCUUCGGUCCUGCCCUCUGCCGCGCGCGGGGUGGGGCCGGACCGGAGUUCCCGAGCUCGCGCUCGCGAGCCGCGGAGGGGGCGCCGAGGGGUGGGCGGGGCUGCGCCGCUGGGCCGCGCUGCUGCCUGGCAGGCCGGGCAUUAGGGCCUCGGCGGAGCCCGCUCCCCUGUGCGCUGGGCGGGGUGGGCGGUGGGCGGCUUCUCGUGCAGGCGCGAGCCGGGAGGCAGCGGCUGCGCCCUGCGCCGGGGCGGAGCCGGGGGCGGGCCGGCGGCCGGCAGGCGGGGGCUGGGGCCCGAGGCCGGGAGUGCCUGAGCGCCGGCGGCGACGACGGCAGCGGCGGCCCAGCGGGCUCGGUGCGUGGGUCCGCGGCGGCUCGGGGUCCGCCCGCGGGCUGCGGUGCGAGCGGGCGGCCCGGCUCCCCUCCUCCCCCGCCCGCCGCCGCCGUGAUUGGGUGGAAGAUGGCGCUGGCCGGAUGGAAAUCCUAAUGACAGUCUCCAAAUUCGCCUCCAUCUGUACCAUGGGCGCCAAUGCUUCGGCAUUAGAGAAAGAGAUUGGUCCAGAACAGUUUCCGGUCAAUGAGCACUAUUUUGGAUUAGUCAAUUUUGGGAAUACCUGCUACUGCAAUUCAGUUCUUCAAGCACUUUAUUUUUGUCGUCCAUUUCGGGAAAAAGUUCUUGCAUAUAAGAGUCAACCUAGGAAAAAGGAGAGUCUUCUUACAUGCUUAGCAGAUCUCUUCCAUAGCAUAGCCACUCAGAAGAAAAAGGUUGGAGUAAUACCCCCUAAGAAGUUCAUCACAAGAUUACGGAAAGAAAAUGAGCUUUUUGACAACUACAUGCAACAAGAUGCCCAUGAAUUCUUAAAUUAUCUACUAAAUACAAUUGCUGAUAUUUUACAAGAAGAGAGAAAGCAGGAAAAACAAAAUGGUCGCUUACCUAAUGGUAAUAUUGAUAAUGAAAAUAAUAACAGCACACCAGACCCAACGUGGGUUCAUGAGAUUUUUCAGGGAACAUUAACUAAUGAAACCAGAUGUCUUACUUGUGAAACUAUAAGCAGCAAAGAUGAAGAUUUUUUAGACCUUUCUGUUGAUGUGGAACAAAAUACAUCAAUUACUCACUGCUUAAGGGGUUUCAGCAACACAGAAACUUUGUGCAGUGAAUACAAGUAUUACUGUGAAGAGUGUCGCAGCAAACAGGAAGCACACAAACGGAUGAAAGUUAAAAAACUGCCCAUGAUUCUAGCUCUACACCUGAAGAGAUUUAAAUAUAUGGAUCAACUUCAUCGAUAUACAAAACUCUCUUACCGGGUGGUUUUUCCUUUAGAACUUCGCCUAUUUAACACUUCAGGUGAUGCCACCAAUCCAGACAGAAUGUACGACCUUGUUGCUGUUGUGGUUCACUGUGGAAGUGGUCCCAAUCGAGGCCAUUAUAUUGCAAUAGUUAAGAGUCAUGAUUUUUGGUUGUUGUUUGAUGACGACAUUGUAGAAAAAAUAGAUGCACAAGCUAUUGAAGAAUUCUACGGGUUGACAUCAGAUAUCUCAAAGAACUCUGAGUCUGGUUACAUCCUUUUCUAUCAGUCUCGGGACUGAGGGGGAACCGUGAUGAAGAGAUACUUUCUGCCUCAUUUCUUCUCUGGUUAUUUUGGAAAGGAUCAAGCACUGAUUUUUCAAGAAAAGAGAAAUGCAGGAAGCUCAGGGGGCAGUAGCAUACUUUGCACACGAUAAAGCAAAGACGAUGGAUUGACAAGCCCUUCCGAUCAUGGUAGUUGAUUUAUUUGCUCAGGUAUCAUGCUGUCUGUACAGUUCCAUACAACAAGGAGGUGAAAUCAGAGAUACCAGCUCCUCUUGUAAAACAGCCUUCCAGUCAUUGGCACGCAUUUUCUCUUUAUUAAUUGCACCAAUAAUGCUUCGAAUUCCUUGGGGGUGCAGUAGAAAGAAUAGGAAUCUGUGCUGUAUUGAUAAGGAGAUGAUGUUGAACACACUGCAUAAAUUUGCCUGGUUCAGUUAUGUAUAGAAGCAUAUUCAGUGGUCUUUUCGAGAGUAAACCAGAAAUACUUUUGGGCCCAACACUUGCAGUUGCCUUCCUGAUGUAAAAACUAACAUGCUAGAUAAUCCAGUGUCGGGAAGACAAAGAUGUUUUGCUUCUCUGAAGAAGCUUAUAAUAAUAUACAGUAUAUAUAUAUGUAGGGAGCAAUUGGUCAAAGUGGCUUUUUGUUUCCCCAAGGGGAAAGACUGGCUUUGUAAUUAUAAUUUUUUCCUUAUUUAUUUUACUUAAAACUGGUAGAGUCUAAGUAUUAUAUGAAGUGCCCAUGAUUCUGUCAGUAAAUUUGAACAUAUUUUUAUUAAUGUCAGUUUAAGUAGUCCUUUUGUUUGUUUCUAUUUUUAAGGUGAAUUUUAAGUUCUAUCUGAAAUCAGUAAGAUACCUUGAGAAAAACUGCAGUGAGAGGAGGUAAAUAUCCUUUUUCAGGAGGAACUGAUAUCUCUGGCUAAGUAUUUGUCCUUUUAUUAUGGUUUCUAAAUCAGUUAUUUUCUUCAGCUUUAAUUUCAUAAAAUUAAAAAACUAUUAAAAAAAUUCCUGUAGUUGUUGGAAUAAUUUAAAAUUCUGGUGCAGUGGUGGUAUACCAAUCUUUAGAAUUCUUAAGUAUUCUAAUGUUUCAAGUUGAGAUCAUGCUUGGGAAAAUCAUAUCAUAGCAUUUAUGUUAUUUUCAGAUGUCAUUUUUUACCCUGGAAAGAAGUAAUAAUGUUCAUCAUAAUCCUAGCAGCCUGGAUAUCGAGCUAAACAAACCCUUUGAAGAUUAAAUUUUAAUCAAGUAGACCGGGAAUACAAAAAAACAAGUCCUUCCUUCCCUUCCCCCCACCUUUACAAAUCUUACUGGAAGGGUGUUCAGAAAUUAAGAUCUGUGUUUGCUAAGACUUCAUUCUGUUGGGGGUUUUAAGAAGGAAUAUAUGUAACAUAAAAUGUAUGUAAACCAUUGCAGUUUUUUUGGACAUUUUUCCAUGCAUCAGUAAGUUGUCUGACAGUAGCCAAAUGUAACUUGAAGAAAAUUACUGAAAAUUAUAUUCAGAAGAAUAGCAAUCAGGCCUUGGAUGUUCUUUAUUAAACUCUUUUCAGGCAGUAAAUUUAAAAAAAAAAUUGUCAUUUUUCUAAAGUUCUUUUUCUAAAACUGUUGACUAUGGAAAACAACAAAAAGGAAUUUUUUAGUCUGCUGCUAUUAUUAACAUUUAUUAUCUGUAUCUUUUGGCUCAGGAAAUGACUUCACCUAUUUUUUCCAUAAGCAGACCUUUAACAGAGUCACUUAAUUGGGCUGCUUAAACAGAUGUUCUGGGAAAAAAUUACAAUAUUUAGUAUUUGUACAAAAUAUCAAAAGUAUUUUGACAAGUUUCUUUUUAAGAUAGUUCCUAAAGCCUUACCCUGGCUAGAGAUGUUUUGUACAAAUUAUAUAUAGCCAGCCUGAUCUACCAACAUGCCACAGAGAAUCACAAUCAACAGUGUGGGAAAGUCAGGGCAGUGGAAGUGAUGCACUCUUUUUAUUUUGAAGGCUUAAACCAAAUUGUCUUGGAAUUAAAGCUGUAUUUCUGCAGCUUUCGGUACAGAGAAAAAGAGGAAAGUGAAGCUGUGUCAGUUUUAACAUUAGCUAUAUCACAACAUGUUUAAGAAAGAUAGAUGAAGUCAUUUGCAUAAAGGUACAGCAUUGAAAUACUAUGUUGUGUUUGUUUUUACAUUUUUGCAUUAAAAAAAUGCAGUAAAAGCCAAGUUAAAUUUCAUAUUAAAGCAAGUUCUAAUAUAUGUGUUGAGUUCCUGGUAAUCACAUACUUGUUCACAUCUACACCAUACUUCAUAGUAUGACUUGUCAGGGGAGGGACUGUGGGGUGACAGUUUUACAUUUACUUUUUCUUCUUAAUGCAGCUGGAUCUAAGUAAAAUGUUUUGAAGUUUAUCAGAAACUCAAUAUACUUUUAAAACAUAUAGGGUCAGAGUUGGGGGAAAGAUACAGGUAUAGUAAGUAAGAAAAGUGACCCAUGAAGAAAGCAUUGUGAGGUUGUAUGUUGGUUGACUGUGAUUAAAAUGCGGGGCUGGUGUAAGUUGUAAGUGGUGGCUGAUUGCCGUGUAACUAUGUACAUGAUUGUUGGGAUGGCUGUCCCAUAUUUUGUAUAUUGGAAUAAAAAUUUCUAUAAAUUAUUGUAACUAAAAGUAAAUAUUCUAAAUUAAGUCCCACUUCUUAAGUCACAUGGCUUCUGUCUUGGAAAUUUUACCUUUAAAAGAUUUAAGACGGGAACCAGGAGGCUUGGGAACAGGGAAAGAAGGAAAUGUUGUAUUAUGUGGGUCUUGGGGCCUCUAACCAUCAGUAUAGGGUUUUUUCUUUCCUUGAUGGCAGUAGAAAGACCUCAUUUUCAUAACAUAACUACUCUUGAUACUUUCUUUAAAAACACUUUUUAUUAAAGAUUCUAUCAUGAGGUGUUUGGCUGGGAGCUGGGAGGCUAAAGCGCUCGUGUCCUGGCUCUUCAGUGAAUUUAACUGUGUGACCUUGGGCAAGUCACUUAACCUCUCUGUGCUUCAGUCUCCCUGUCUUGUAAAAUGGGAGUAAUACCUACCUCACAGGGUUGUUGUGGGGAUUAAUUAGAGAUAAUGUCUGUAAAGCAUUUAAGGUUCUUGAAGAAGGCACUAUAUAAAUACAAAAUAAUAUCUAUUAAAGUUGGUUUAUUUGUG